UCAACUUUCAACCGUACAAUUUGUCCCUUUCGUCUAAGGGAUAAAAAAGUUGGAAGAGUUCUGCCCGUCACUCAUAACACAAGAACAUCACAUGUUUGUACUUUGACUUUGUCGUCUCUUCAGAGUUAAAACGAACCGUAUACCGCUCAUGUCUCCGUCCAAAGAGUAUUUUCAUAAAAUUUCCUAAAAAUAAAAAUAGCGUCAAAUACAUCGUACUUUCAUUUUGAGCUGAAUAAAAACAAAAACGAUCAUGAAGAUUUCUCUAUCCAUAUUCGCGUUUUUCUGUGCGAUUUCCGUCGCGGCAGCUUCCAAAGCCUAUCCAUCCGUCCCCGGUCUCGAUUCCGGCGACUGUUCUCUCACCGGCGACGAAACUACUCUUGUUCCUCCACGACGAGAAGUCUACGAUGAUGGACGAAUAUACGAUAUUUCACACCGGUACUUUCCUGACUUGCCGGUUUGGGAUUCUGAUGAAGGAUUAGGUCAUUUUCUAUGGCUUACUUAUAGCAUCAAGAAUGGAUCACGCGCUAAUGGCUCAGCUUUUCAGCUUGGUGCUCACACCGGUACUCACGUUGACGCGCCUGGUCACUUCUAUGAUAAUUACUACGACGCUGGAUUCGAUGUUGAUUCUCUUGAUUUACAACUCCUCAAUGGUCUUACCCUUUUGGUUGAUGUUCCACGGACCAGCAACAUUACUGCUGAAGUUAUGAAGUCUUUGAAUAUUCCUAAAGGUGUAAAGCGUGUGCUCUUCAGAACAUUAAAUACUGACAGGCGGCUUAUGUUUAAGAAGGAAUUUGACUCGAGCUUUGUUGGGUUUCUGGAGGAUGGUGCAAAAUGGCUGGUGGAGAACACUGACAUCAAACUUGUAGGAGUUGAUUACUUAUCUGCUGCAGCUUAUGUUCACUCGGUUGAGUCUCAUCUUGUUUUUCUGGAAAGCAGGGAAAUCAUUCUUGUUGAAGGCCUUAAACUAGAUGGUGUCCCAACAGGAUUAUAUUCACUCAACUGCUUGCCUCUCAGGUUGGUUGGUUCUGAGGCAUCACCAAUACGAUGCAUUCUGAUCGGAUGAUGAGGUCCACGUGAGUUCCACGGGUGAAACGGCCGUAGGAAGCAACAUAGCCUGAAGAUAGUCAGCUCAGCAGUCUAAUCAAUAAGGAGCAUUUUGUUGCAAACAAAACUGAUUGUAAAAAUCUCGAAUGGUUUUCUUUUAUGAGCUUAGGCUGGAAAUGCGCUGGUCUAAUGUAUGUACUAGUAGUAGUGAUCUAUUAGUAUUGUUGUGACCAAUAGUUGAGGACUUGUAUACCUAUAAUAAACUUGUGUUUUCAACGUUUGGCUAACAAGUCCUUUUGCACUAUUUAAACUCGAA
Messenger RNA from Trifolium pratense (red clover), 1360 nucleotides. Its product is annotated as cyclase-like protein 2. Gene Ontology annotation, molecular function: arylformamidase activity. Lineage: Eukaryota; Viridiplantae; Streptophyta; Magnoliopsida; Fabales; Fabaceae. The coding region runs from base 251 to 1063 and encodes 270 amino acids. The record is from RefSeq and is a predicted model, not a curated record. The transcript is spliced from 7 exons.